Molecule: messenger RNA, 747 nt
Organism: Trichoderma virens Gv29-8
Lineage: Eukaryota; Fungi; Ascomycota; Sordariomycetes; Hypocreales; Hypocreaceae
Exons: 2
Biological process (GO): base-excision repair, AP site formation; base-excision repair; nucleotide-excision repair
Cellular component (GO): nucleus
Molecular function (GO): DNA binding; oxidized pyrimidine nucleobase lesion DNA N-glycosylase activity; DNA-(apurinic or apyrimidinic site) endonuclease activity
Source: RefSeq, a predicted model, not a curated record
UCACCGCCGUCCGACUGGGAGGAGAUGUACAAUGUGGUAAGGAAGAUGCGUGCGCCGGGCGGCGCCGCCUAUGGUGCGGCCGUGGAUACCAUGGGCUGCGAGCGGCUGGCGGACAGGAACGCUUCGCCAAAGGAUCAGAGGCUGCACUCGCUGAUUGCACUGAUGCUAUCAAGCCAAACAAAGGAUACGGUGACGGCGGUGGUGAUGCGGAAGCUGCAGACAGAGCUACCGGCGUACAAACCGGGGGCUCCGGUGGGCUUGAAUCUGGACAAUCUGCUGGCGGUGGAUGCCAAUUUGCUCAACGAGAUGAUUUGGGCAGUUGGCUUCCACAACAAUAAGACCAAGUACAUAAAAAAGACCGCCGAGAUCCUCCGCGACGAAUGGAACGGCGACAUCCCGGAUACAGUGGAGGGCCUCACGUCUCUGCCGGGUGUUGGCCCAAAGAUGGCCUAUCUUUGCCUAUCGGUGGCCUGGAACCGUACCGAAGGCAUUGGCGUCGACGUGCACGUUCAUCGCAUCACCAAUAUGUGGGGGUGGAACAAGACUAAGAAUCCCGAAGAGACGCGGCUGGCCCUGCAGUCCUGGCUGCCCCACGACCGCUGGCGUGAGAUCAAUGGCCUGCUGGUGGGAUUGGGACAAAGCGUAUGCCUUCCCGUGGGCCGGCGUUGCGGUGAAUGCGAUCUGGGGCUACAGGGACUUUGCAAGGCGGCCGAGAGGAAGAAGGUUCUUGAAGGGAGGAGGUUCAAG